AUGAAACAGGGGAUCGCCUAUACUUUAGUUGGAGAAUCAAAAUUAAUGGAAAUUCAAUAUGCAAAAGUCAGCAGAUGGAAGCCUCCAAUUGAUCAUGCGUCGGAUGCUUUUCCUAAUGGCACAUUUAAUGCAACUUCAUUUGGUCCAUGUUGUCCUCAACCAACUGUAAAAAUAUAUAUAGACAGACAAGAUGAACAAUUUCUCGUCUGGAUUCAUGGUGGUGCUCUUCAAACUGGUUGUUCAUCACAAGGUAUUCCUAUUAUAUAUAAUGGAACAAAUAUUAUCGCUAAUUCUCUUCAACCGGCUAUUAUCGUAACAAUUAAUUAUCGACUAGGUGUUCUUGGUGAUUUAUAUUUACCAGCUUUGGUUGAAGAAAAUUCACCAGACUGGCCAACAGCUGGUAAUUAUUAUUAUUUAGAUAUUUCUGGAGCUAAAGCUGUUGUUGACAUUGGUGCAUUGAAAGGAUCAGCCAAUCUUUAUCAACAUAUUAUAUCGGAAUCAAGUGCAGCUAGUCAUUAUCCAUAUUAUUCAAAUAUUAGUAAUGCAAUCCAAGCAUCUAACAAGGUUGUGCAAAACAUGAAUUGUACACGUGAAAAUAAUGCAUUAAUGCUUGCAUGUUUACGUAAUUCUUCAAUUGAAGAUUUGAUUGUGGCCUUCGGUUAUCGUCCAGCAAAUACAAUUGUUGAUGGAUAUUUUUUCCCUUAUUAUCCUCCUUUGGCAAUAAAAAAUGGUUUGUACAAUCCAAACAUUACAAUGAUUAUAGGAAACAAUGAACAAGAACCUUUAACGUGUUUUGAAAAUCCAGAUAUGAAUUCAACAAAGGCUAUUGCGAUGACAAGUGAAACAAUACUACCACACUGGUUACCAUUGUUCGUCAAUAACUAUCAGCUAAAUAGUUGUUCUUCCAAUAGAAAUGCUAAGAAUCGUUGCUGCGAUGUUGUUCACUCAUUCAUAAUAGAUAAACUUUUUGAUUGUAAUGUUCAACGACUAUACAAUAAUUUAUAUAUGAAAUAUCAACAAUCGCAUAAGCUAUAUUGGUAUCAUCUAGAUUGUAAUCCUGGGAUAUGUCCCGAAUUAUCAGUAGAAGAAGGUGCUGGUUUAUGUGGUCAUGUAGAUGAAAUUCCAUUCGUUUUUGGAACUGUCAGUUCCUAUAAUUCAAUGAAUUCCCACAACUGUACAUGGGAUAGUCAAACACGAAGUUUUUCAAAUCAAAUCAUUUCACAUUGGAUCAGUAUGGCUCGAGAUGGAGAACCAUUACAACCAUGGCCACAGUAUUCUCCAACAGCAAAAAAAUAUUUUAAAAUUACACCCUAUCACGACUUUUCACCUGAACCAUGGUAUCGAGACUGUUCUUUAUUGGAUCAACUUGAAGAUGAACAAAUACGUAUUAUGUUUCCCAUAAACUAG
This is a messenger RNA of Rotaria sp. Silwood1, 1407 nucleotides long. The record is from the annotation of a GenBank genome assembly. NCBI's taxonomy places the organism in Eukaryota, Metazoa, Rotifera, Eurotatoria, Philodinida, Philodinidae.